Molecule: messenger RNA, 600 nt
Organism: Herpailurus yagouaroundi (jaguarundi)
Lineage: Eukaryota; Metazoa; Chordata; Mammalia; Carnivora; Felidae
Gene: PTTG1IP2
Product: PTTG1IP family member 2
Source: RefSeq, a predicted model, not a curated record
GUACUAUGAUUUUGUUGGGUCAUAGUCCCUGAUGGGGGUGCCUGUCCAAGCCCACCAAGGUCUGACUGGCCUAGAACUGGCUGAACCCAGGCUGGAGGAGUGAUGUGCUGGCCGCGGGCAUGGGGCCAAAUCCUCUUGCCAGGUUUCCUCUCCGUCUUUCUCAUUCAGCUGCUUAUCAGCUUCUCAGAGAAUCACUUUUCCCAAAUCUCCAGACAGAGGGGCAAGCAGAGACCAAAAUCUCUGGAUGAUGAGUGUGCUGUAAAGAAAAAUUGUCAAUUGUGCACAGAAGAUAAAAAAUGUUUUUGGUGCAGUGAAGAAAGGGCUUGCAAAAAAAUGUGUUUUCCAUAUUUUGGGUGUCGAUUCAUUUCUGUGUAUUGGUUGAACUAUAGAAUUGACAUAUUUGGAUUCCUGAUGCUUCUAUUUGUCAUAAUAUUAAUUACAGGGCUCAUUUGGUAUUAUUCUGCGGUCUGCAUUGCUGGAGUUUAUAUUCACCGUGGGACUAUAGCUGCUGAAUAUGAUGAAUAGAUAACUGAAAAAGACAGAUCUUCCAGAGUGAGAAAGAGGGAGUUUCUUCAAUGGCCUUCCAGUACCAUGUUGAUU